Molecule: messenger RNA, 574 nt
Organism: Hibiscus syriacus
Lineage: Eukaryota; Viridiplantae; Streptophyta; Magnoliopsida; Malvales; Malvaceae
Product: multiprotein-bridging factor 1a
Exons: 4
Coding region: 89-517 (142 amino acids)
Cellular component (GO): nucleus
Molecular function (GO): DNA binding
Source: RefSeq, a predicted model, not a curated record
ACCAGAAAAAGAGAAGAAAAUUUCUCUUUUCGAUUCCUUACUUUCACUUCCCUUUAAUCCGAUCAAAGGAAUUCAAGAGCUUGCAAAAAUGGCCGGAAUCGGACCUUUGACUCAAGACUGGGAGCCUGUUGUGAUUCGGAAAAAAGCCCCAAGCGCCGCAACCAAGAAGGAUGAGAAAGUCGUCAACGCCGCCCGUCGAGCUGGCGCCGAGAUCGAAUCCGUCAAAAAAUCGAAUGCUGGGACGAACAAGGCAGCAUCUAGUGGUACUACUUUGAAUACAAGGAAGCUUGAUGAAGAAACUGAAAAUCUUGCUCAUGAACGAGUGCCAACAGAACUGAAGAAAGCCAUCAUGCAGGCCCGAACGGAUAAGAAACUCACCCAGGCUCAACUUGCCCAGAUGAUCAACGAGAAGCCUCAAAUCAUACAAGAGUAUGAAUCUGGAAAAGCUAUUCCUAACCAGCAGAUAAUUGGUAAACUCGAGAGGGCACUUGGUACAAAGCUGCGAGGGAAGAAGUGAGCAGGGUCUUAUCGUUACGUCAAACAGAACUCGAAUAUGGUGUUCAGUGUCCGAGUC